Messenger RNA from Cyprinodon tularosa, 2925 nucleotides. Its product is annotated as low affinity vacuolar monovalent cation/H(+) antiporter-like. The coding region runs from base 102 to 2381 and encodes 759 amino acids. The record is from RefSeq and is a predicted model, not a curated record. Gene Ontology annotation, molecular function: calcium:proton antiporter activity. NCBI's taxonomy places the organism in Eukaryota, Metazoa, Chordata, Actinopteri, Cyprinodontiformes, Cyprinodontidae. The transcript is spliced from 20 exons. Gene Ontology annotation, biological process: intracellular calcium ion homeostasis; calcium ion transmembrane transport. Gene Ontology annotation, cellular component: membrane; endomembrane system.
CAAUUCCAAGCGGCACAAUCCCGUUUUCGCAGAGGCUAACGCUUAAGGAGAUAUGAAGGGUUCUGCUUGCAGCGACUGAGGGAUUUAGUUUACUUGAAGAAAUGUCUCUGUCGUCCUCACCGGACUCAGACCUCACCAGUCGGAGGAGAAGGACCGCAGAACAGUCGCAGGCUUCUUCAUGUGUUCUUCAUCCUCAUGCAAGUUAUAAUCAAGGUGAAAUUCAUGACCAACCGCAGGACACUCCACAACCUGAUGUGGCACACGCUUUCACUCCCUCUCCACCUCACUCCUUAUGUGCUUCGUUAAAGUGCGUGUCUGCACAAGCAUGUUCGAGCAAACAUGUGUGUAAAGACAGCUGUGAGGCGAUCCCAAGAAAGAGGACCAUCAGGGCGGAGAAUGAGGUUGAGGCUAAUAAAUUGGUCAACAACUACAGGUUUGGUUUCAGGAAGUGGAAGAGCCACGUUACUGCACGGCCGUUUGAAGCCCGUUCAGAUGUUGUUAAAGAGCUUUAUUCUGAACUGAAUGUCAUCAAACCACACGCAGGUCCAGGUCAGUUCAUCACCUGUGGAAACGUUGCGUUUGUGCUCCUCUUUGGUUGGUGGGUGUCUCUGGUGUAUUUUGUUGUCGGCCUCCUUAUGUUUGUCACUAUUAUCGGUGUACCCUACGGGAAGCUUUGCUGGAAGUUGUGCUGCUACUUCCUCUGGCCAUUUGGAAACACAAUCCAUGAGAUUGGAAACACUUUGAGAAGAUGUUGUGAGGAGGCACCAGACUGUGAGUGCAGCAUGGAGACAUCCGAGGACAGCUCACCAGUUCUGGUGCAUUCGGUCACAGAGGGACCAGGUCCAGGGAUGCCAGAACCACCUCUACGCACUGCUUAUUGGCACCGUCUCUCCACCUACGUAUGGCUGCUGCUGGGUUAUCCUCCCUUGGCUGUCAUUCACUGUCUGGUCUGCUUCGUUUCCUGGAUCCUGGUCUUCACCAUCCCGGUCUCCAAGAUGAGCGCUCAGACUUUGACCGUCAUUCUACUCCUCCCUCCAGAGGACAUCUUACUCUCCACCAGCACUCACAGGAAGCAUCAAGGCUAUGAAACCAGAGCUCUGCUGUGCUGCUACCACGCUGCAAACUGCUACUACUACAAGUACACUGUUGAUGGGAUCAAUGUGUUUGCAGUCAACCUCCUACCUCUAGUUAUAUUUGCUCUGGUCAUCGGAUAUGUGGACAAAGGAAACCAGUUUGCCAGUUCAGAUGUGAAGUUUGCCACAGCGAUCAGCUCCAUCAUUCCUCUCUCCUAUUACAUUGGUAUGGGCAUUGCAAGUAUCUCUGCUCAGAGUAACUUUGCUGUGGGAGCAGUGGUCAACGCCACCUUCGGCUCCAUCACAGAGCUGACCUUUUAUAUCACAGCUCUGCUCAGAGGCCACCGGGCAGCCAAUCCCUGUCUGCAGGAGGUGGUAAAGGCUGCGCUGACUGGAACCCUGCUGGGAUGCAUCCUAUUCAUCCCUGGCGUCAGUAUGAUAAUAGGGGGCCUGAAACACAGGGAGCAGAGGUUCAACAGCCGAUCUGCAGGAGUGAGCUCAGCAUUGCUUUUUAUUUCUGUGGGAGGUGUUUUUGCACCCACACUGUUUUCCAAGGCUUAUGGGAACCUGGUGUGCAGCGCCUGCACCAACGCCACUGGAGGAAACAGCACAAGCAACGCCAGCGGCCCAUUUGUGUGCCACAACUGCCACUACGAUCUGAAAAAUGGUACACUGUUCCACCACAACAUUGAGCCUCUGAUCUACACGGUGUCAGUCUUCCUGCCUGCUGCCUACAUCAUUGGACUGAUAUUUACCCUGAAGACACACUCACACAUUUACGACAUCCAUGUCGGAGGAGGACAGGAAACCGGCCACCAUGGGACGGUUGUACACUGGUCACGGUGGAGGUCUCUUCUUAUCCUCAUCGUGGCCACCGUCCUCAUGUCUGCCUGUGCCGACCUCGCCACUGAGCACAUCCAGCCCAUUCUUAACCAGCCCAACAUCUCUCAGUACUUCAUUGGGGUGACGGUUCUGGCAAUGGUCCCCGAGAUCCCAGAGAUUGUUAACGGGAUCCAGUUUGCACUCCAAAACAACAUCAGCUUAAGUUUAGAGGUUGGAAGCUGCAUAGCUGUGCAAGUCUGCAUGCUACAGAUUCCAAUACUGGUCUUUUUUAAUGCCUUCUGUGAUGUGGGGUUUGUGCUGCUCUUUAGCGACCAGCACAUGUGGGCCAGCAUCUUCAGCGUCAUUUUAGUGAACUACAUUUUUAUGGACGGCAAGUCAGAUUAUUUUCAGGGUACAGCUCUAGUGGUCGUCUACCUCAUCCUCCUGGCUUCGUAUUACUUCGCUCCGUCUCCAGCUGUCUGCUGAAAGCGGAACUCCGUUUCACUUCAAAUUAUUUUUAAACCAUUGUGGACAAAAUGAGCAAAAAACUGUUACUGAUGGAUUAGCUCAGUUGCUAAGGAGUGAAAUCUUUAUUUUCUUUAAGGCAACAGAAAAGUCAACUGCGGUAGCUACUUUCAUCUGCAGUCUUAAUUAUGACUCUGCUGAAAGACAUGUAAAGAAAAUGUUAAUCCCUUUAUUGUCCCACAAUGGGGAAUUUGUUCUCUGCAUUGUGACCCAUCCCCUGCGGGGAGCAGUGGGCUGCCAUUGUGUGGUGCCUGGGGAGCAGUGUGGGGUUAAUGGUUUUGCUCAGGAACUCAGAGUGGAGGCUGUGGGGAUCAAACUGGGUACUUGCAACCUUUUCAGAGUACAAGCGCACUGCUCUAACCACUAGACCGACACUCCCCUAAUAUACAUAUUUAACAGAGUUGCUUUAUUCUCAUGAAGGGUUUUCUUAUGAAACUGUGAAGAAAUAAAAAAGGUGUAUUUUUAAACAUUGAAAAUAUACAAUAAAAAAAAAAAAAAAACAUUU